CCUCCGUGCCUCCCGGACCUUCCUCCGCGGUGGCAGCUGGCUAAGAUGUUAGGCCCUUUCAAGAAGAAUGCCGUCAUCGGCCUCAACCUCUACUGUGGCGGGGCAGGGAUGGGCGCCGGCGGCGGCGCUGGCGGUCCCCCGUCUGGCGGGCGCCUACUAGCUUCUGGCAAAGGCCCUACGGUGGAGAGUACUCCGCCACAGCGCGACGGAGGGGAAGUGGAAACAGGGACGACGGCGGCAGGGUUGAUUGGCGGAGGAAUCCGUGCGAAUCCCCCGGAUCCUGUCUCGCCGGGCGCCCGGGGGGUCGCGCGGCCCGCGCCCAUUGGCGCGGAGGCCCCCGACGUCACCACCGAUCCGAUACCGAGCCUGUUCGCGCCGGGCCGCCGCUCGUCGGCGCCCGCCGAAGUGGCCGAUGGGGCUGUGGACGUCCCCAUGUGCCCUGAGGAGGAAUUGGACGGUUACGAGCCCGAGCCUCCCGGGAAGCGGCCCUCCCGCCUGGCGGUGCUGGAAAUAGCCAGGGAAGGGGGGGACAGCCCAAACGGCUCAUUGCCCUCGACGCCGCCCCCGGCCGAGGAGGAAGAGGAGGAGGACGAACUGUACGGACAGUCCUUGGAGCUCAUCAGCCGGUACCUUCGCGAGCAGGCGGUUGGCACCAAGGACGCCAAGCCCCUACGCAGCGGCAAGGCCUUGGAGACCCUGCGACGCGUGGGAGACGGUGUCCAGAGGAACCAUGAGAGGGCUUUCCAAGGCAUGCUUCGGAAAUUGGAUAUCAAAAACGAAGAGGAUAUUAAAGCUGUGUCCCGUGUGGUGAACCAUGUUUUCAGUGAUGGUAUAACAAACUGGGGCAGGAUUGUGACUCUCAUUUCUUUCGGUGCCUUUGUGGCAAAGCACUUGAAGAGCAUAAACCAGGAAAGUUGCAUAGACCCGCUAGCAGAAAGCAUAACAGACGUCCUGGUCAAGUCAAAACGGGACUGGCUGAUUAAGCAAAAGGGCUGGGAGGGGUUUGUGGAAUUCUUUCAUGUACAGGACCUAGAAGGUGGCAUCAGAAAUGUGCUGCUCGCCUUUGCCGGUGUUGCUGGAGUAGGAGCUGGUUUGGCAUAUCUAAUAAGAUAGCCUUGUAAGUGCAAUAAAUGACUUGUAACUGACUCCAGCCAGCAAAACUGCACAAUUCUGCUGUGAAAUUAAAAGUAUUUAUGAAGCUGGACAUCAAGCUACCCAGGCUAGAACAUCCAAGAUCCUCCUGGAGCACAGAGCUCUAGCAGGAAAAAGAUACUUCUACCAUGCAGUAGAGGCAAAAGGGGACUUUGAUAAGAAUAAAUACUAGUUGAACAUGUGCUUCCUGAAGAACAGCCAUCGGGAAGAAGCAGCAACAGAGAUCUUCUUUGGGGAAGACCAGGGAGAGGUUUAGUGAUAGGGUUGGAAGAAUUUUCUUCAUUCCCAAAGCACUGUGGCCAGUAGGCUUCCUAGUCAUAGAACUGUAUUAGCCAUCUUACCAGAACUCAGUAGUUAUUAUACAAGAUUAAAAAAGCACUAACAAUGCCAUGGGCUUAAGUUCUACCUUAUGUGACUUGGGAUCCUCUUUAAAAGUGCCAGUGAAAGUGAUUUGGCUGGGGGCAGAGGAAACAAAUUCCAAAUGUACAAGUAUACUUGCUUUCUUUCCUUUUUACAGCUUAGUACCUAGCUGUUGUAUCUACAAAGACUUUAGAACGCUUUUUUUUUAACCUCCCCCAAAACCCAAAAGAACAAAAAAAAAAACUUGUAAAUUUGUUUAUAUAUGUAAAAAUUUGUAUGUAUUUUUACAGAAAUUUAUUUCUUUGAAAUGUUAUAGAGAUUGGGUUAAGGGUUUCUUCCAUACCUCCUAAAAUUUGUAACUCGUUUGCCCAGGUGAUUUAGAACCCUUGUCUUCUAUAUAGCAUUUCUAAUCUUAACUAGUCAAAUAUUUUUGGUAUUCACCAAUUUGUGAUGUGUUCAAAGAAAGUUAUAAGUCAAUUUUUAAAACUACCUUUGUUAUCUUCCUUGUGGAUAAGGCUAAAUUCUUGAAGGGACCUGGGAUGGGAGAGAAAAAAAAAAGAGUACAUGAAAAGAUUGAUUCAUGCAGCUUCUUUACUACAUGAAAAAAUUGAUUCAUGCAGCUUCUAAUAAUUGAGCCAGUCAUUUUUAGAACUUUUUCAUUGGCUUUUUAUAAAUAAUGGCUUUUGUGAUAGUGCCAUUGUACACAUACAUUCUGUUUAGCUUCUCCCAUUUUUUAGUCACUUCUAUCUGACUCUUUUAUGUUACUAACUUAGUUUAUGGGCUUGCUUUUUAUUUUCCAGAACUUUCUCAAGCUUUUCACCUAUUCUAAAUUUCUGUAGCAGAAGUUGUAUAGAAAGUCAUCCACCUGAGGCAAACCUGACCUCUUGUUUGCUUUAAUAAAUUGCAAGUAAAUGUAAAGAAAGAUGGUGCUAUUAUUAGGCUUGCUUGUCAAAACACAGGCCAAGGCCUAGUCUGUCAAUAAAACAAACGUUUAUAUAUUGUUCAAAAUUUACCAUUGCAAUAAUUCCCAAACUCUACCAGAGACACUCAGCUUUGGCCUUUGUCUGAGUGUAUCAGAUUUGAUUUCAAUUUUUCUACCAAAUUUCUCUUUCAAACAUGUUUCCUCUUGCUCCAGCCCUUCUAUAAAUAACUACAUGACCAAUCCCUGUUGCCCUUCCUGCUCCUUUCAGGAUAUGGCCCUCUGAACUCGAGUGGAUUCAGAUGGUCCCUGCAGUACCCCCUCCUUGAGUAGUGAACUUUAUUGUUUCCCAAUAUUAAAUGGGGGGGUGGUGGCUACGUCAGCAGGUUUAUGGGAAAGUUUUCAAAAUUUUUUUUCUCAAAGUCCCUUUCCUGUUAGGGCUUUUCAGAGAAGGGGGGGGGGGGGGAAGGUCUUGCUGUGGUUUCUUUUCCACAUGACCUUUUUGGUGGAGGAAGGUGUUUUUUGAAGUCCUUUGGAAGCAAUGACUGAAUCACUUUGUCACCUCUCUUAUUUUCUGCUCAUUGGAGGACUUAAACCUAUUAAAAGUAUUGAAUUGAGUUUGUAUAGAGGUGUUAAAACCUCAAAGAACUACUUAAGCCCUUGGCCCACCUGAAAAGAACUUGGUGAUAGAGCUAGCUUAGUUUGAAAACUGCCACAUUGUUGCCAUUUAACUCUGACCUUUAGUCUGUGGACUUGGUUAUAGGUUAAAAUAAGCAUAAAUCAAGUUUGACUAAGAAUGUAAUAGGGAAGAAUGGCCUUGCCUGCUCAUCUCGGAGCCAUAUGGUCUAUUGCUCAAGCUGUUUUUCACCUAGUUGUAUUUCUCAUUCUUAAUCAUAAUUCCACUUAUUUAUAUCAUGCAUAUUUUGGAGGAACUAAAAGCACUUUAUAUAGUUUUUAUAGCUUCAAAAUCCAUAUAAAAGGGCCAGGGGAAAACCUACUUCCUCGUUUUUUUACAACUGGGGAAAUUAAGGCACAAAAAGGGUGACUCACCCAAUAAACCACUGGUGGAGCUCAUCUUAAAAGAGCCACCCAGACCAUCAGAGAUGGAUUCUGGUGUGGAGUAAAAACCUCAAAUCAGAAAAUUGUCUGGCGUGGGUUGAGAAAGGGAGUAAGUGUUCCUGAUGAACACUUCAAGUGUUCCUGAUAGAAGAAAAACGGGAUGCAUUAAAGGAUUGGUUGCUAUUAUGUAGUUGAGGCUAGUGAAAUGAAAAGGGAAGAGGCUGCUGGGCUAGGGAGAUUCUCAGAGUACUGUCUGCAUCAGUUUCUUCUGCUUCGAUUGGGGAAUACUUGAAAUCCCUGAUCCAGGAUUCCCUAUAAAUCUAUCAGGGAGUGUACACCCUGCCUUUGAGGGUUAGGGAUGGCCUCUUGAAGAGGUGAGCCAGGGAGGGUUAGGACCAACUGUAGAAUACUUGGGUUGUAAAAUCUAGUUUUGUUUUCUUAACUUCCUGUUUUUUUCUGAAAAGAGAAUAAUAAAUCUUUUAUUUAAAUUCAA
Messenger RNA from Gracilinanus agilis (Agile Gracile Mouse Opossum), 3983 nucleotides. It is a transcript of the gene MCL1, whose product is annotated as MCL1 apoptosis regulator, BCL2 family member. Gene Ontology annotation, cellular component: mitochondrial outer membrane. Gene Ontology annotation, biological process: positive regulation of apoptotic process; mitochondrial fusion; release of cytochrome c from mitochondria. The record is from RefSeq and is a predicted model, not a curated record. The coding region runs from base 46 to 1113 and encodes 355 amino acids. NCBI's taxonomy places the organism in Eukaryota, Metazoa, Chordata, Mammalia, Didelphimorphia, Didelphidae. Gene Ontology annotation, molecular function: protein heterodimerization activity; channel activity; protein homodimerization activity. The transcript is spliced from 3 exons.